CGCGGCGGGCGCGGGCGCGCGCGGCGGCAGCGCGUUCCGUUCCGGGCCGAAGCUCGCGGCUGAAAAGUUGCAGGGCGGAGAGGAGCGUCCCGGGGACGGGCAGCGAGCGCGACGUCGAGUCGGUUGCCGGCUCCCGCAGCCCCACCAUGGACGACCUCGACGCCCUGCUGGAGGACUUGGAGUCCACCACCUCCCACAUCUCUAAGCGGCCCGUGUUCUUGUCUGAGGAGACCCCCUACUCCUACCCAACUGGAAACCACACAUACCAGGAGAUUGCUGUGCCGCCCCCUGUCCCUCCACCCCCAUCCAGUGAGGCCCUCAAUGGUGCGCUCCUUGACCCCUUAGACCAGUGGCAGCCCAACGCCUCCCGAUUCGUCCACCAGCAGCCUCAGUCUCCGCCGCCCGUGUCUGGCUCCAGUGCCAAAACGUCCAGUGCCUCCAUCCCCCAGGACAGUGUUGGCCCUCCCUGUCCCCGAGCCGGCGAGGAAGAGCACGUCUACAGCUUCCCCAACAAGCAGAAGUCGGCUGAGCCCUCACCUACCAUGAUGAGCUCCUCCCUGGGCAGCAACCUUUCCGAACUUGACCGCCUGCUGCUGGAGCUGAACGCUGUGCAGCACAGCCCUCCAGGCUUCCCCGCAGAUGAGACCAACUCAAGCCCUCCGCUGCCUGGGGCCCUGAGCCCUCACUAUGGCAUUCCGGAGAACAACAGCCUGCUGGGGGUCAAAGCCGGGCCCCUGAUGAAAGAGAAGCCCAAGCGGAACGGGGGCCGUGGCCUGGAGGACGUGCGGCCCAGCGUGGAGAGUCUCCUGGACGAGCUGGAGAGCUCCGUGCCCAGCCCCGUCCCCGCCAUCACUGUGAACCAGGGCGAGAUGAGCAGCCCUCAGCGCGUCACCCCCAGCCAGCAGCAGACGCGAAUCUCAGCCUCCUCUGCCACCAGGGAGCUGGACGAGCUGAUGGCUUCCCUGUCGGAUUUCAAGACCAGCUCCUCUGCUGUGGCCUUGAACUCCCUGGGGCUGCUGCCCAGCUCAGCUCCAUCCUCACACCACAUACUUUCUCCUCCUUCUCCUCCUCCCCCCGGGCCAUCCCUGACUAAACCCACCCCACGAGGCCACAGUCACACCCCGAAGGUCCUCCCUGUCGAGGAUAAUGAUAAUGGAAAGGGCCUUUUCUCUCCCGUGGCCCCCAGUUGGCUUGAUUUGGCUGGCCUUGGGGUGACAGCUGGCCUCGGGGCGACACCUGACACUCCUAACUCAAGGUCCUCCUCUGCAAAGGGUUCUCUGGGGCCAUUUGGUGCAGAGAGCCGGGCUCAAGUUUGCAGGGAUGUGCUAAACCUCCCGAGUGAGCUCUCCAGGGCUUGCCCAGGCCCCAGUCUACCCGCAGCUCCAGCUCCAUAUCCCAGUCCCCAGGAGCCUGGAGACCCCCGAGGGCUGUCGGUCAACCCCGUGUACCCAGAGGAGGCCUUGGCUGCCACGUGGGAGCAGCCGUGGGCUGUGGAGGCGCUCAGGCCCGAGACUCCCCGUGGAGCUACGCCCAGCUUCCAGGAAGUGGCCGAGCCAGCUCUUGUAGCUGUAGACCGUCAGGCCAUCUUCCCAGAUACCUGGAGUCUCAUGAAGGAGUGUGGACAGCUGAGGGGGAGGGCGAGGCCAGAGCCAGCGGGGCUGGGGAGCAACUGCCCGGCUCCAGCUGAAGAGGAGCAGUUAGGUGAAGAGAUGCCUGCGAGGGGAAGCCUGGUCAGGCCAGCCCAGGGACCCGAGACACACAGGAGGCCAGAGGGCGCCACCCAAGCUGCCGCUGAGACCAAGAGAGAAAAGCCGGAGCUUCCACAUGCCGUGGUCGCAGACUCGCCCAAGACCACCGAGAGGAUUUCCACCUCUGGCCAGAUCCGCUCGGUGAUCAGGAGGAGCCGGGAGACGGGCCACGCGCACCCCAUGUCCCGGGAGCCCUCCCCUCGCCGCCGGCUGGACCCCGCCACCCUGAGCAGGACCCCCUCCCAGGAGCGGCUCAUCGCAGAGCUGCAGGGUCGGCUGGGCAUCCAGCCGGAGGCCGAGGAGGCUGCGGGGGCCGCAGGGGCCUCCACCGAGGACUGGAUGACAGAGGGCGUCAUCAUCACUGUUCAGCCCAGAGGGAGGCGGGCUGAGGGGCAGCUGGUAGAGAAGGUGGUUUUUCCUCCCGGCUCUCCCAUUCCUCUGAGAAGAACCUUCCCUGUUCUGCCUUCUCCUCCUCCUCCUCCUCCUCCUGUCCCUUUGCUCCAGCAUCACAGAGAUGCCACGGCCAGCGGCCCUUCCCCCCCACCCGGCACGCCCGUCCCCUCCACCCUGGGGCCCUCAGCUCUCCCCUGGGGGUCUCCGGGGGCCCAGAAUGCCGGGGCAGGGUCGCGGGAAGAAGACGUGCAGGGGCCCGCCCCUCCCCUUCCUGCGCCCCACACUGUGAGGUCCGUGGGCUGCCAGACGGAUGAGGACCCGCUCUUUCCCCCGCUGCAGAUCCAGGGCGUGGAACAAAGAGCAGACGGAGAGCUGUGCUGGGCGGCCGGCGGGCCUCCGAAUGGCAGGCAGAGCAGCCCCGAAGGGCAGGACGAGGGAGGGUUCAUGGCCCAGGGGAAGACAGGGAGCAGCUCUCCCCCUGCAGGGCCCCCAAAGCCCGGGAGCCAGUUAGACAGCAUGCUGGGGAGCCUGCAGUCGGACCUGAACAAAUUGGGGGUCGCCACAGUCGCCAAAGGGGUCUGCGGGGCCUGCAAGAAGCCCAUCGCCGGGCAGGUCGUGACAGCCAUGGGGAAGACUUGGCACCCCGAGCACUUUGUCUGCACCCACUGCCAGGAGGAGAUCGGGUCCCGGAACUUCUUUGAGCGGGACGGACAGCCCUACUGUGAAAAGGACUAUCACACCCUCUUCUCCCCGCGCUGCUACUACUGCAACGGUCCCAUCCUGGAUAAAGUGGUGACAGCCCUUGACCGGACGUGGCACCCCGAGCACUUCUUCUGUGCUCAGUGCGGCGCCUUCUUCGGUCCUGAAGGGUUCCAUGAGAAGGACGGCAAGGCCUACUGCCGGAAGGACUACUUUGACAUGUUCGCACCCAAGUGUGGUGGCUGCGCCCGGGCCAUCCUGGAGAACUACAUCUCGGCCCUCAACACCCUCUGGCACCCCGAGUGCUUCGUGUGCCGGGAAUGCUUCACGCCGUUCAUCAAUGGCAGCUUCUUCGAGCAUGACGGGCAGCCCUACUGUGAGGUGCACUACCACGAGCGGCGCGGCUCGCUCUGCUCCGGCUGCCAGAAGCCCAUCACGGGCCGCUGUAUCACCGCCAUGGCCAAGAAGUUCCACCCCGAGCACUUCGUCUGUGCCUUCUGCCUCAAGCAGCUCAACAAGGGCACCUUCAAGGAGCAGAACGACAAGCCUUACUGUCAGAACUGCUUCCUCAAACUCUUCUGCUAGGCGCCCUGGUCCCUUCAUCUACCCUGUCCCCUGGCCCAGCCUCCCCAACUGCUACUGUGACCCAGAGGCCUCGCCCAGGGGUGAAGGGCCAAGCCCGACUGAAACUGGAACCCGUGUCCUCGGCUGUGCAGGGUGGCAAGAGGGCCUCAAAGGGCCCCACCUGCUUUUCUUCCCUCUGCCAGAGCCUCUGGGCCUCCCACUCCUGCAGCCGCCCCCAGGCCGCCAGCUCUCCCUCCUCCCCAGAGAUGGGGUUUGCAGGGCCCCGCGCCAUGAACCCGCCUGGCCAGGCUAGCGCCCCGCACUGGGGCCACCUCCUACUCGUGUUUCGGCAGUGGAGCCAGGGGAAGGGCAGGCAGGGUCAGAUGGGGUUUCUUUUUAUCUUUAUUUCCCUCUGACCAAACCAUCCUUGUUCUGAGAGUGUUGGGGGACAGCUGCCCCCCCCAAGACAAUGCCAGCAUAAAUCCAUCUGACCAGGGUCGGCGUGCCCAGGGGCCGCGAAAGGUUCCGUGUGCCCCCCUUGCCGUCCCAGUCUCCCAGACCUGGGCAACUGGCCCCUGCCCCUCCUAACUGCUCCGAUUCUACUGAGACAGGCUUCUCCAGCAAUAACGUUUUAUAGUCACUUCUCCGUCUCUGGGGACGGCGUAGGUGGGGCCUUUCACCUCGUGCCUGGACACUGUACCGACUUUGAUAGAUUUCUACACUGAGGUUUGAAUUCAUAUCGUCUGAGUUGCUUUUACUUCUCUACACAAAAUGAUUUUGAAGAGAUUUUAAAAAGACGUCCCCUUUUUGUACUCUCCUCCUUGUCCAUCGCCACUGGUCCUGUGGGUGUCGGUGGCUGUGGGGCAGGGUUUGCCUUGUACUGAGGGCUUGGGGUGGGGGAGCCAUUUGUACUUUAUUUUUUCUCAGCAUAAGCAGGUGAAGUGGGAGCAGCCCUGAGGCUCCCCUUCUUUAACUUCACAGCUCACCAGGACUGUUUUAUAAACUGCUGUAUUUUGAAUCCCCUUCCUUACUGCACAGGCCAGCAAGCUCUUAACUGAAACUGGCCUGAGGGUUCUUGCCCUUCUGAGCCUAGGAUUGUGAACCUCAUCCAUCCUGUUCCUGAGGGAGGAGAAGGGGAAAGUAUACUUUGGGGGUGCUGUUUCCUGUCUAAGCCAUGAGGAGCGUCUGUUCCCCUGUAAACUAAAGAACCCACCGAAUGUUCUCGGCCUCCUCACUGCUUCUCUGGGGCUCCUUCUUCCUCCUCCUCAGGAAAGCUGGUAUCUGACUUUGACCAUGGGUCUUGUUUCCACUGGGUGCAUCACUUCCCCAAAUUUUCUGCCCUCCUUGGAAACCGGAGGUCUGGGGAAAAGGGCCCAGGUUGUUGCAAGGGAGCGUGAUAGGAUUCUGGGCAGAGGGCCAGUAUCCUGCUGAAGUCGUGGAAGCCCCCAGAACUUUCUCUGCCAACGAUGAAGCAGGAGCCGGCAGACCUGGGGUUCCUGGUGGGCAGAGAGGGGCUGCGGUGGGGUCUACAGUGAGGAAGAUCCAGACCACUCUGCUAGCCUCAUAGCCGAGGCUGAGUGCACUGGGGUCCCAGUGGGGGGUCCCUCCGUGGCAGGGCUGGGAGCAGCCGGGUCUGGGGAGGUCAGCCAGGCCGCUCCAAAGGUCUGACGGCUCCACUUCUACCCAUAGGCCUUAUUGCUUAGUUUACAAUGACCAACCCCAGACCCCUCCCCUAGAGGAGCGGGUGUCUGCGGUUUGCCCUCCGGGUCAGUGGUCAUUUGAUGAUGUGAUUUUAAUUUUUUUCUCUGUAAACUUUUAACCUGGCUUUUCCCCAUUUCAGUUCCUGUGAUUUAUGCCAAUAAAGUUUGCCAUUAUUUUGA
This is a messenger RNA of Pteronotus mesoamericanus, 5284 nucleotides long. It is a transcript of the gene PXN, whose product is annotated as paxillin. Bases 147 to 3425 code for a protein of 1092 amino acids. The record is from RefSeq and is a predicted model, not a curated record. Gene Ontology annotation, biological process: transforming growth factor beta receptor signaling pathway; endothelial cell migration; substrate adhesion-dependent cell spreading. NCBI's taxonomy places the organism in Eukaryota, Metazoa, Chordata, Mammalia, Chiroptera, Mormoopidae. The transcript is spliced from 15 exons.